CCCGCAUCUAUACAUCCACAUCUAGUCGGCUUGGGAUUGAGAGUUGGAAAUCGGCGGGAGCGUCAGAGUGUGCCACGAUGAGAUAAAACAAUUAAGCAUCUAGUGUAGUUGCGUUUUUGUUUCGGUGUAUCAACCCAGGAGGACGCGAUCGCUCUUCGGGAUACGACGGGAUAUCGCCUCGGCACGACGUAUAGGUGAUUUAUCAAUGGGGAUUUUUUGGUUGUGUUAAGGGAUUGUUGUAGAUUGAGCGGUUUUUGUUCUUACAGUCGGAAAACUUUGCGAGAGGUUGUCUUUUUGCGACGUUUUAUUUUUACUUUUCGCGGAAAAAGUGCUGUUAACAUUGUGUGUUUUUCUUUUUUCGGUAAAACGCUGUUUACGACAGAGAAUCGGAAGAAACAUCGGGAGAUAACUGGUUUAACUUAUCUUUAUAUAGAAAAAGGUAGUUGAAUCAGAAAACAAAUCUAAUUUGUAAGAUAUGUACGUUAGACUCCAGAAGUGAGUCAAUAACGAUGAAACAGCAUUUAAUUUUCCAUAAUGUGCCCGAGCCCCAGAACAUCGCUUCCCUCUCUAAUAAACGGUAUAGUGAACGAUGUGUGGCCCAAUAAAGGGCUCCGAACUAUUAUUUACACACCCACACCUCCAAAAUGGAACCUUUAGUAUUGAAGGAAGCUCGUGAUUCCGCCAAUUUCUGAUCGUAAUUCGUUUUGCUCAUACUGGACAAAUAAACAAAAACUUUGCUCGGCGAAGUUUCCGUGGAUAGUGUGUGUUAAUGGGGUGGCAGCGGGAGAAUGAACAGAACAGUGUAAAUAUGAGUAGGGCCAAAGUGACUUUAAGUGUGUUCCAACUACUCCAAGUGUGGAUUUUAAUGAUUGGAUUCGGACCAUCAGCGUCAGAAUACCACUGGGAAGCCAACAAUAAUACCAACUAUCUUAUAUCUCCUGCAUUUGACGACUUAUAUUCAAGGGAGAUCCAUGCAACGGCAGGUCAGACGCUGCUUCUUCCUUGUAGUGUCCGGAAUUUGGGAACGAAAGUGGUCUCCUGGAUCAGAAGUAAGGACUUACACAUCCUGACGUCUGGAAGACAUACAUUUUCCAGCGACAGCCGAUUCGAGUCUGUGCACACGGACAGCUCGGGGGAUUUUUGGGGAUUACGGAUCCGCGGGGCGCAUGUUGCGGAUACGGGACAAUACGAGUGCCAAGUUAACACUGAACCCAAGAUGAGUUUGGCGAUCAGUCUCACUGUGUCACAAGUUUCAGGUGAUAAAAACUCGCUGGAAGACGAAUCUUCGAGCUCGAAGUGGGUGAGUCAGGCCCUAAUAAAAGGUCCGAGCAUAGUUUACGUCCCGAAUGGGUCCCCGGUGGCGUUCGCGUGUGAAAUAUCACCCCUAUCUCUACAAUCGGGUGUUCACCGACUCUUUUUCUCCACAAACACAAAACCUUCGGUGCGGUGGCUUCACAACGGCGAAGAACUCUCCGUUGAUUUCACAAAGGAUAAUAUUACAGUCGAGACUGAAUACAAGGAUAAAGAUCAAAGAAUAUUCAGCAGAAUCCGUCUUUCCUCAGUGUCAUCGGAAGAUGGCGGACAAUAUACUUGCAUGCAGCCGUCAGUGAAACCAGAUAGUGUUAAGCUGAUUGUGGUUGAAGCUGAACAUUCCGAAGCUAUGCAGCGGGAUUCACCCCUAAGUUCAUCUGGAAGGUACAACUGCCAACAUACUGCAGAAUUAUUACUAAUUUUGAUUUUAUGUUGCCUAUGUUAUUUGUAAAUAUUUAUUAAAUAUAUAUAUUUUUGUAAAUA
Messenger RNA from Diabrotica virgifera virgifera (western corn rootworm), 1794 nucleotides. RefSeq lists its product as uncharacterized. Gene Ontology annotation, biological process: synapse organization. The record is from RefSeq and is a predicted model, not a curated record. Gene Ontology annotation, cellular component: neuron projection membrane. Lineage: Eukaryota; Metazoa; Arthropoda; Insecta; Coleoptera; Chrysomelidae. Bases 770 to 1762 code for a protein of 330 amino acids. The transcript has 7 exons.